CGCGCGCGCGCUGCUCCGCCCCCCGCCCGGCCAUGUCGGACAAGAUGGCGGCGGCCUCCCCGCAGCCGCAGCCGGGCCCCGGGCCGCCGCCGGGGGAGGCGGAGGGCGGCGGCCCGCGCGGCGGCGGCGGCGGCGGCGGCGGCGGCGGGGCGGACGGGGAGGCGGAGGCGGAGGAGUUCGGGUGCCCGGCGCACUGCGCGGACCUGGCGUGGCGGCAGAACGAGCAGCGCCGCCACGGCCUCUACUGCGACAUCACUCUGGCCUUUGGCGGCGGGCGGCCCGGGGCGGCCCGCGAGUACCGGGCGCAUCGCUCCGUCCUGGCCGCUGCCACUGAGUACUUCACGCCGCUGCUCUCGGGGGGCUUCGCGGAGUCGCGCUCGGGCCGCGUGGAGCUGCAGAAGUGGAGCUCGGAGGGCGGCCCCGACCCCGACACGGUGGAGGCCGUCGUGGGCUUCAUGUACACCGGCACCAUCCGCGUCAGCCCCGGCAACGUCCACGAGGUGCUGGAGAUGGCCGACAGGUUCCUGCUGAUCCGGUUAAAAGAGUUCUGUGGAGAGUUUCUGAAGAAGAAGCUCAAUCUCUCCAACUGUGUGGCAGUUCACAGCCUAGCCCACAUGUACUCCUUGAACCAGCUGGCCCUCAAAGCUCAGGACAUGAUCCGGAGGAACUUCCACAGAGUGAUCCAGGAUGAGGAGUUCUAUACUCUGCCCUUUCACCUCAUCAGGGACUGGCUCUCGGACUCAGAGAUCACAGUGGACUCUGAAGAAAUCCUCUUUGAGACUGUCUUGAAGUGGGUUCAGAAGAAUCCUGAUGAAAGAGAGAGGUACUUUGAAGAACUCUUUAAAGUGCUUAGGUUGUCACAGAUGAAACCCACUUAUCUUACUCGCCACGUCAAAUCUGAAAGGCUGGUAUCCAGCAACGAAGCCUGUGUCAAGUUAGUGUCCGAAGCAGUGGAAAGUCACGCCUUGCGGUCUGAGAACUUGCAGUCUGGUAACCUACAACAUUCCACUAGUCCUCUAGCAUCGUUGCCUCGCUUUGGGCAAAAUAUGGAUGUCAUUAUGGUGAUUGGUGGUGUAUCGGAGGGAGGCGACUACUUGAGUGAGUGCGUGGGGUAUUUCAUUGAUGAGGAUAGGUGGGUGAACUUGCCACACAUACACAAUCAUCUUGAUGGGCAUGCGGUUGCUGUGACAGAAUCUUACGUUUACGUGGCUGGCUCCAUGGAACCAGGAUUUGCCAAGACUGUUGAAAGAUACAAUCCAAACAGAAAUAUUUGGGAGCAAGUCUCAAAUUUAAUAACCAGAAAGCAUUCUUUCGGCCUUACCGAAGUUAAAGGAAACUUGUACAGUAUCGGUGGACAUGGCAAUUUCAGUCCUGGCUUUAAAGAUGUAGCCAUUUAUAAUCCCGAGCAAGACAAAUGGCUUAACCUGGAAUCAGCACCAACGAUUCUUCGUGAUGUCAAAGCUAUUUCUGUAGAAGAUCGGUUUGUUUAUGUUGCUGCUCGUACCCCAGUUAACAGUGAUAGCGAAGAUGGAUUGAGGGCGAUUAUUGUCAGAUAUGAUGCUGAAACAAGGCAAUGGCAAGAUGUGGAGUCUCUGCCACUUAUUGAUAACUACUGCUCUUUCCAAAUGUCUGUUGCUAACACAAACUUUUACCAUACAGCAUCCUGCUGCCCCAAGAGUUACCCUAUUGAUAAUGAAGAAGCUAAGAUAAAGAUAUCUGGCAGGGCCUCAGACGAAAUACUUGAAAGUUUACCUCCAGAGGUUCUUAGCAUUGAAGGGGCAGCUAUCUGUUACUAUAAAGACGAUGUUUUCAUCAUUGGGGGGUGGAAGAACAGUGAUGAUAUUGACAAGCAAUACCGGAAAGAGGCAUAUCGUUACUGCGCUGAGAGAAAGCGCUGGAUGCUUUUGCCUCCUAUGCCUCAGCCUCGCUGUAGAGCAACAGCCUGCCAUGUGAGAAUUCCUUUCAGAUGCUUGCAGGGAACACAAAGAUAUCCUAUGCCACAAAAUCUGAUGUGGCAAAAAGAUAGAAUAAGACAAAUGCAGGAAAGACAGAUGCAGGAAAUACACAGACACUCUCUAAGCUUACGAAGAAUGCCACGCUCUCAGAUUGAAUGCUAGUUUCCAGAGUAUCGCUCCUGAUUAAUCUGAUUUAACAAAUACUGUACUAAGCCAUUUUUUAAGGCUUGAUAUGUUUCUAUAAGAUAUUGAGAUUUGAUUGGGUUCGAUGCAUAAAAAUAGCAUCUCUUUAUUAAAUAUUGAAAAUUAAGAAGCUCAGAAGUUGAGGAUGGAUAGGAAUUAAGAAACCCUCUGAAUCCAAAUGUAUUACCUAUCGUGCCCAGGGAAAAGCUGGUUUCCUAUUAAUGGGCUGCGGAAUAUCUCCAGGAACAUUAGAUCUGUUAAUUCUCUCUUCAGGUCUUUGUUUUCAAAGAUUUAUGUAGAGUUAGUCUAACAGUUCUGUUUUGAAAAUCAAAAAUCUCUAUCUUAAUAAUUUAGUGGUUACAUUUGAGUAUGUUACAGUUGAGUAACAGUGUGCUGAAAGCACCUGUUUUAUUUGCACUUAUAUAUUGACAUUCCUUUGAUUCUCUCCUCAGUGGCUAAACUUCACAUGUAAUUGGUGUUAGUGCACUCAGCUUUCCCGAGUUGGAAGCACGUGCAAUGGUUAAAUAUCUGUUUAUGAAAACAAAAGCACAAUCUUUCUUUAUAAAAUUACUUCAGAAUGUUUCUAUAUAUAUUAAAUAUUUUGUAUCUGUAUAGUGUAGAAAGGCUGCAGAGUUUGCUUAUAAACAGAUGAUUGGUAGAACAUCAGACACUUGCGAAAAUCGAGAACUUGAGGCAGCAGAUUUUUCCAGGUAUAUCUGGAGAUGCUUUGAGUUUGUCUUUGACAGCUUCAUUAGAAACUUAGUCAACAAUCAGCGUGAUAAAAAGAGUGGAAACAGCAAAGUAGCCACCUGUCAAAGUAGACUGUUCCCUUCUAAAGUCAGAGUGGAUUAAUAAGAAUGGGAUUAUUUCACAGUAAUAUAUUAAAACCUAAGCAACUUGUAGAUCCUUUCUCAAAUGUUGCACUCCUUUAAUUCCAGUGAAAACGUGAUUGAAAGAACCCCCAUGAACCUGUUUCCAGCCUCUCUUUGACAAUCAAUACUUUUUGCCUUCAGUAUACUUUCCCUAGAAACUCACAGUAGCUGUGCCACAGUGCUCCUUAACAAAUUAGCACUUAGUGUUUCUCUUGAAGGGAGAUAGUUGGCUCUUGAUGUACUGAUGAUGAGAAGAUUUUUUAGAGGCAUUUGGGUUUUCGCCGUCUCUAAAUGGUUGUGUUUCCCCACUUAGUGUGGUUGUGGGAUUUAAGCUGAUGGUGAUAAAAUGGAGCUAUUUAGAUACCUUUGGGAAUUUUGAGGAGAUUUUGUGUAAAUCGGUGCCCUGGUUGGCUCUGGUUUGCUUACUGUAAUACUCCCAAGGAACAGCAUAUCGAGUAUUUCCUUUAGAGUAUCACUGCCUCUAAGUUAACUGUCCCACUGAACACUCCUUCUCCAUGGUCUGAAGAGCUCCAGGAGGUUUUGGUUACUUGUGGAUUCAGUGCUUCCUUCCUACCUCCUUUUCUUCCCCAUCCUUCCCUCUAUUUGAAUGUUCCAGGUUUUCACUUGCAGCCAAACUCAGGAUCUUAGGGAAGGGAAAGGGAGGAAUAACCAGGGUGUUCCAAAAUUCAUGUAGAUAAACAUUGUUGAAAAAGCUGUUUACUGUCUUUGGUUCAUAUGAUAAUUUGCUGGGGUCUUUGCUGUGGGCAACUUCUUUGCAGAAGAACUUCUCAACAUUUUUUUAAUUGUUUAGCUUUCUGAACUGAUACUUCUCAUUUUCCAAUUCAGCAGGCAACCUAGAUCAUAUCUGAAACACUGGGUAAGUCUUUCAACUACAUAAUUUGUACCGGUUUCUCUAAUGUGUGCAUCCUGUCAUGCUCCACUUUGCAGUUCACUUGACACUCUGAUAUCAAUAACUUGCCUUGUUGUAAUAGAAUAAUCUAGCCUUGGGUUUUUUAUCUUGAAAAUCUAACAGUUCAGUCUCGAUUUACUCAUCUGUAGUAACCUUGUUGUAUUUUAUUUGCCUGUGGGAUUGCUGUGCAAGGGCAGAUUAAAUUGUGUGAGGCUGGCCUAAUGCAAGAGAGGAAAUGGAUAAGCUUGUUCAGGUUUAAGGCUGAUGUUCAAAAGUGACUGUUGCUGAACAGCCUGCAUGAGCUGAUUGGUAAGGUGUUAAUGAAUUGAGUUUGGCAGAUAGAUGAGUUCUUGCAGAUUUGGCUGGAGCAGUUUAAGAAUUACUGCCCCUACAACACAGUUGGUGAAUGGAAUGUGUGAAAAAGCCUCACAGCUUCCUUACGAAAUCCACUGAUUUAACCUAAACUUAUCAGAGCUGAAUUUAAGAUACCUUACCAGACUUUACACGGAAGCAGCUGAGAAGAGUUCAUAUAUUUCAUUCCACUGACUUUCCUCUAGGAUUUUUAACUAGCCGUUGGAGGAUACUAGUAUGUCAAACCACCACAGCUCUGUCAAAGCCCUUAUGUAGUCUGCUGAUAAAUUUUGCAGGGGGAAAUAUCAAGAUUAUUGUUUCAAUUGGAACAUGAGCUAAAUAGUUUCAAGUGUGGCAGUAUGCAAGAAAGUUAGAGCUACAAGAACAAGCUUUUUGCAGUCUUUUUCUAAGCAAAGUUGGUAUUUGCAUUUACCGUGAGAACUUUUUGCCAACAUACAAGUUGUAUAGUUUACUAAAGACAUUCCACUUCAAAGAUUAUGUCAAAGUAACUUCAUAGCUGGUCAGUUUAACUUGUGAAUGCCAGCCAUGGUGCUGUAUGUGAUGCACUGUAUCUCUCUUUGUAUGUUCGGUUUGCAUGGUGAGUCGUGGGCACUGUGAACAUAAUCAGUUUGCUCUAACUUUUGCUAUGCCAGUUCUAUGGAACUUUUAAGUAGUUGGAUAUUUUAGCCUUGACUUUAAGUGGACCAAUUGCAUUGCACGCCGUUUUUAACUGACAAGUCUAACUAUCCAUUGAAUCAGAUGCAGAUGUUCAGAAAAAUUGAAUUACUGACUGUGGAAGUAAUUUAACCCACUCACUUGUGAAUCAUGUAACAAAUUCCUUGUGGCCCUUGCCUGCUGUAGCUUGCUGGGUAUUUAUAAAAUGCACCUAUAAGCAAAAGCCUGGAAAUUCCUUCACUGUGUCUAUAGUGGCUAGCUAAAUGUCAAUAAGAUCCUAGUGUGUAUUCAGCAAGUAUAACGAGGCUGACUUCUGGCCUUCCCGAUGUAAAAGAACAUGAGAUGGAGUGUUUCUUCUCCUUAUGACAAUCAUACCUCUAUAACUGUACUAAAUAUGUGCCAUGAAAUGCAUGUUUCAUAUCCUGUCUUUCUGUUCAAAAUAUUAGUGAAGUAGGACACAUCCUGCCCUGCACUAGGCUGGUAAUGUAAUCAUUUCUAGGUGCCAUAUAUGUACAUAAUAUUUUAUAACAACCUCAAUACUCUGUUAGUAUACUGUUUUUGUACGUAUUUUUUAAUAAGAUUUCCUCUUGCACAUAGUAAGACACUACUCUGGAAAUACAGAAAAUAUGCCAACUUUUUAAGCAUGCAUUCUGAAUAUUAUCCCAAGUAUUCUGCUAUGCUCUUUCACUAUCAUUUUUUCUGCAUUACAAUAAAUGUUAAGAUCAGAACUAUUGCCUCAACUUGUGUGUCACAGAACACCUUGAUCAUUAUUGUCAAACUGAGUCGCAACAAAUAGCGACUUUUUAGAAGGUUAUUUUUAACUUGACAUUGUAAUAGGAUGUUGUAGCAUUCAAUGGGCUUAAAAAAGCAAGCUGAAAAUAAGUGUUUUAUGGCUUAGAUUUAUUUUCAGCUAGGUCCUUGUUGUGUUAGAAUAUAUAUCAUAUCUCUAACGUCCUAAGUGGAAGUCUGCUAAUACAGGUGCUCCUGAGGAUCUAAUCCUGUUAAUACGAAUGUAAAAUACAGAACUAACUAGAUGUUUGAAGAGCAUUAAUAGUCAGAUACUCCUCAUAGGUCCAUGUCACUGGAUCACGGCAGCUGUACUCUCCUGUCAAUAUUAAUGUAGACUUCAACACAUUGCUUGGGCAAGCAGCACUCCUGUACUUACUUCCAGUAAGGUAAAGUAAUAUCCGUGUGUAGGCUGUUUGAAACAAAUGCUACUGUAAUGUUCUUUACAUUAAAUACACUGUACUAAAGUUUAUUGUAAUAAGUGACUUAAAUAAACCUUUUAUUUCUCUAGCA
Messenger RNA from Dromaius novaehollandiae (emu), 6245 nucleotides. RefSeq names its product kelch like family member 11 (gene KLHL11). Gene Ontology annotation, molecular function: protein binding. Lineage: Eukaryota; Metazoa; Chordata; Aves; Casuariiformes; Dromaiidae. Bases 33 to 2117 code for a protein of 694 amino acids. The transcript has 2 exons. The record is from RefSeq and is a predicted model, not a curated record.